CAAGUGUUGUUGUUGUUGCUAUAUAUAUACAUGAGAAGAGAGGGAGAAACUAUUUGAAAAAAAGAAACAGAAAGCAGUAGAGGAUUGUUUCUUCUUGAACUCGGCUUCAAGAUAAUUACUUUUCAUCGUAGAGAUCAGUGGAGAAAGAUGGGAGGAUACUUCACGAAGAGGAUGUUUCUUCAGCUUCUUACUCUGAUCAUGUUGCUUCCUCUCUUGAUCUCUUCUUCGUCUGGUGCAUCAGUUGAAGAAGGACGAUUUCAACCAUCAGAGUCAGAAGGAAACCUUCCCAAGUUUUCUGAUCUAAACCUAUGUAACGAGUUCCAUGGGAAGACUAGUUGCUCUGCUUCACGGAUGCUCUCAGCUGUCCAAAACCUGUCUACUUAUGGAGAAGCUCCUAAAGACUGUUUGUAUUUGUUUGAGCUUUUGGAAUGUUCAAAAACUCUUCCCAUUUGUGCCUCCUUCUGUGACAGAGUCUUUGAAGCUUGCUCUGAUGCUUACUUCACUAGUGAUGCCAGUGAUCAGGUUAUAGUACCGUGUGGAGCAAGCGAAAGCAUCAUCUGCGGGAAAGCUUCUAAAUGGGAGACUAAUGGCACAGCGUUCUGCUAUGCAUUGGGUUUCACUGUUCAAUCAGCUGAUGAAGAGCCUUGUUACGGAAGCAAAUCAAGUCUAGAGCCGCCAUUGGUGGUGGAAGAAGAACCACUCGUGAAAACUGCGUGGUUUCAAUCUCUUCAGAUCUAUUGGCUAGUAAUAGUCAUUGUGCUACGAACAGUUUGUUGGCUAGAAAUCAGGGGGCGUUAUCAGCGGCAGAUGCGAGGUUUGAUUCAGAGAGAAAGAGUGGUUAGGAACAUGAAUGGGAUUGUUGCCUAAAGAGGAGUUUAAAACUCUCUUUGUUUGAGUUCCUUAGCAUAGCAUUCAAACAUUUAAAUAAUCUCUGUAAAAACUUUUACUGUACUGACGAUUAAGAAAAGUAAGAGCCAAACCAUGGAAGUCAAUUCUA
Molecule: messenger RNA, 997 nt
Organism: Brassica napus (rape)
Lineage: Eukaryota; Viridiplantae; Streptophyta; Magnoliopsida; Brassicales; Brassicaceae
Exons: 3
Coding region: 148-867 (239 amino acids)
Source: RefSeq, a predicted model, not a curated record